GCACCGGUUUGCUGGGGCCAAUGGAACCGGCCUGCGGUUAGCCUCGCUAUGAAAUGCCAGCGGGCCAUCGUGCUCCAUUGCAUACUGUGUUUCACCAUGGACCUCGCAAGAACAGAGCCUUUGGACUUGGAGUCAAUCCUACCAGAGAAUCCUGGCGACUACGAUAGCCUGGAACCUCCAAAAGAAAAUGGAAAGCCUACAGUCGUGAGCUUCCACGUCACUGUGCUCAGCUUAGAUUCCAUUGAUGAAGGAUCCAUGACCUACGUCGCCGACAUCUUCAUGUCACAAACGUGGCAUGACCACCGGCUACGUCUUCCCCGCAACAUGACAUCCAAGUACCGCCUGUUGCCUGUCAGCUGGCUGCAGCGCAUGUGGCGUCCGGACUCGUUCUUCAAGAACGCCAAGCGCGUCACUUUCCAGGAGAUGACCAUACCAAACCACUACAUAUGGCUCUACUCCGACAGGCGCAUCCUCUACAUGGUCAAGCUGACCUUGCUGUUAUCAUGUGCCAUGAAGUUUGAGACCUAUCCCCACGACACCCAAGUCUGCACGCUCAAGAUGGAAAGCAUCUCGUACACGACGGACGACCUGGUGUUCGCGUGGGAGGAGGACGUGCCUCUUGUGGUGGAUGACUCAAUUGAGCUGCCUCAGCACAACCUUGUCUCCACCACCAUGGGAGACUGCACGCAGGUCUACUCCACAGGCAACUUCACCUGCAUCCAGCUCGUGUUCACGCUCAAGCGGCGACUGGGCUACUACAUGUUUCACACGUACAUUCCGACAUGCCUGAUCGUCAUCAUGUCCUGGAUAUCCUUCUGGAUCAAGCCCGAGGCCGUGCCCGCCAGGGUGACCCUGUGUGUCACCAGUCUUUUGACUCUGUCCACGCAACACGCACAGUCACAGAAGUCUCUUCCGCCGGUGUCCUACAUCAAGGCCAUCGACAUCUUUAUGUCCUCGUGCACCGUGUUCGUGUUCGCCUCUCUCAUGGAGUACGCUCUAGUGAACAUACUGAUGGGCGAAGCCCAGACUGACGACGACGGGCGCCGAAGGAGCAUCAGGGCCGUGGUCGUCUCACCGCGGAUGUCUGAAAACGCUGCCCUGCCAAACGGUACAAAGCUACCCAAGCCGCCAGAGGCCAUUGCCAGUGAGUGCCGUGAAAGGGCCAUGCUUGUAGACAAGAUCAGCCGUGUCAUCUUUCCAACGUCAUUCAUCCUGCUCAACUGCGUCUACUGGUCCCUGUACAUCGAUUCCUGAGGUCGGUGCUGAGAAGACUCAUGCCCUGUGGCCAAACGCACUUGGCGGAUUCCUGACGCUUUGUGAUGCUCGAGCAACAAACCUUUGGCAUCGGUCAAAUGAAGCGCCCCGGCCAUCUUCCUUCCAAGACUGCAUCUUUCAGCAUGCUGAUGCCAAAAUGGCCCACCACUGCGUCCUCUCAUGUGCGGGACUUCCCCAUUCACCCACAUUUCUCCCAAAUCUCGUAAUUAUCGCUAUGUAACCCUUCGUACGGGUUGUGAGCGGGUUCCUAGACACGGGCAAAGAACACCUGCAAAGUGCCGAAAGACAGAAUGAACGCAGUUUUCUUUCGCUUGCCCAACAUUUCGAGAAGUGUUACGUGAAGCGUGUUCAAUGCGCCUGUUAUGGACAGUCUCUCACAUGACCACACGCCUCAGUGGAUUCUUCUAAAGUGAUUCAAGCCAUACUAAGUGGGCGGCUUCCGAUUUAUUUGUUAGCCUAGUCGGAAGCCGUACUGUACAAUUUUCAUCUCGCAUGCAUGUAACGAUAUCCGGUAUUUUAAGAGUCACUGAAAACACUGUCGUGAUUUGUUUUUUGUUUUUUUUUGCGUCAAGUGAGGUACAGUUGGCGCAAAGUUGUGGCAUGUCGAAGUCAGAACGACCUCAUCUCGCUGUUGUGACUAAACAAGAUCUGUGAAUUUCACCAUGACACAUAAUUACCGCGGAGGUACAGGAGAUGACUUAAGUUCUUUGAAAGGAAAAGAAAGAAAAGCUGGUGUGCAAUAGAUGGCGGUGUGCAAUAGAUGGAAGCAACGGAGGCAUUCGUGCUUUUAUCUUGAAUAUUGACACCGCCACUGCGGCACCAUUUCGUCAAGUAUUUUUUUUUUCUUUUCGUGCUGCCAGCCUUUCGAGUGUUGAGAUUGUAAAGUAACCGUCCCAUUAACUCGUAUGCUCGAAGUUGAUUAACCGAAACUGGGUAAAGCCUUCUCGCUUAAACUGCGAACCUUUCCUUCUGAGCUAAAAUUUGUGCGUUUUAACAGCAGCUUCGCGCUGCUCUAGACCACAUCACAUUUUUUAAUAAAAAUUCACUGUAAUUACCACUGUCAUGUGCAUCGUGAAAAGAGUUAAGGUCCGCAGACGCAGAUGCAAGUGAAGGGAACAAGACGACACAAGCGCCGUCGAUCGAAUAGGAGGGGGCAACUCAGGUGGGAAAGAAAGUUCUCGCUUUUUUCUUCUCGUAGCGACGUUUAGCUACUGAUUCAGUUGCAAGAUCGAAUACGAAGCGUAUUUUCCCGAAAUAUAUUCGACUGCUUAGCCCACGAUCUCUGAAGCGUCCGAUGUCUGCAUACAAAUUUACCGACGACCCUCGAGCCUGGUAGUUUCAUGCAAUAAUUACAGGCCUGUCAAACAACGAGUCGAACAUAACCUCACAGAUGAGGACAGGAACUAUCUAAUAACGCUGUCUCACUCUUUCCUGACCUUUGCGCUGCAAAAUUGAAAGAUAUUUGCGUUAUGUUACAGAGCUAUACAAUUUUGUCACUGGUUUUCUCCUCAGAGUUUCUUGACCUCACGUGACAGCAUUAGGUUUUUUUAAAUAAUUUAACUGUAUGAAGAAAAUACUAGGUGUUGGUACGUUGUAGUAGUAGUGGAUACUUCCUUGCCAAAAAUGCUUAUUAGAAACACGAAUAUGUCUCUAUCGGUCAAGAUACAACAAUGAAAGUCACACGGCCCCCUAAGGCGACUCGAAGGCGAAAGCCUUCUUCUUUCUCUUCUAAGACAAUUUAUUGAUUCUUCCCGGCUCCCGCAACUUUCUGCAUCCCACGUGGUUUUGCAGGGCCUCCGGAAUCGGUCCAUUUUUGACCAAGCGCUGGUGUGUGAUGACGUCUUUAUGUGAAAUAUCGUUAUGCGGCGUCAGAGUGACGUGAUAAUGAUCUCUUAAAUCUUGGCGAUUUGUGACGUGAUGUUGACAUCAUAUGAUGACGUCACCACUUGAUUUUUCUGCGUCGCUAUCGUAGUUACUCCGACGCUGCAGACAGCGAUGGUGACUUUUUGCGUAUGAUAAACUAUCUGAGGCUUUCGCCUUAAAAAUGACGCAAACAAGUUCAUUUGGGUAGACAUGUGUGAAUAUCAGCAUGCAGCUGCCAUGACAGCCAUACAUAUAUAAAAAUUGCGCAGUUUAGUGCAUCGUGGGUCUAACGUCUAACAUGCGGUGUUUACCAGGCGCAUAUUAUACGAAAGUGCUCGUAAAUGUCCGCCUCGUUCGAACACGAGACAAACAUAGCUGCUCUAUAGUGCUAUUUUCAAUGCGUUUCCAAUAUAUUUUGCUGUUGCACGUAUUUAUUUUGUUCUCACCCCUAUAGAGAAUCGUCUUCGUUCUAUUAACCGCUUCUCAAGUGUCGUUAUUUUUUUCUUUCUGUAUAAACAGCAUGAGCACAUGAACAACAAAGGCUCCGUAGCAUUCCAGAAAACUGCUCUAAAUUUGUUGAGUUCAAUGAAUGGCAGUCGGUUAAUAUUUUCGUAAUCGCGACAGUUGGUACCUUUUCGGUGCAAAUUGUUUAGGAAUGUAUAACUUCAAUUUAUACUCUUUGCCCCCCUCUGCCCUUCCCCCCGAAUCAAUAUACACAAAGGCAAAGCAGUUGUUUCUGAGUUAGGCUUUCCAAAUGGAAGAAAUGAAAUCCAUAAAUACUCCCGUUUCAUUAUUUCAAAAAAGGUAAGUAGCCUGAAUUACGAAACACGAAGUUGUUGCAGUCAGCAGUUACUCGAAGUUAAGACCCGACCAGAUUCUUGUGAGUCGCUGUGCUUAAUGAGUAUUUUUGAAGAUCAAGCUUGAACAUUUCUCUGCGCUAUUCUCUGCUGCUGCUAUUGUAGCAGCAGAGCUGGAUAUGCUCGCACAUUUUUCUCCUUUUACCUGCUCAUGACUUCACACCUUUUAGUGGAAGGCGAUCACUAAAAUUCCUCUUUCAGCGGCAAGUGACGAGUCUGACUGCGAGAAAACAUUUCAGAGUGACUAGAAGACAUGUCUGUGCUGGAUUUUCAAACUUGAGGUCUGUUAAUGAGCGUUCUGGUGGCAGUAGCCAGACUGGAAAAAGUUCUUCCAUAAACCUUUCGCGAAAUUAAAUGGUUGGACAUCUGUGAACCGCUGUUACUGCUGAGUUUCUCUAAUUCUUUCUGCGCUUCAAUUUGUUUUCCUGGACUAAAAUAAACAUUAAUAAC
Rhipicephalus sanguineus (brown dog tick) is the source of this 4445-nucleotide messenger RNA. RefSeq names its product glycine receptor subunit alpha-2. Gene Ontology annotation, molecular function: chloride channel activity; extracellular ligand-gated monoatomic ion channel activity; neurotransmitter receptor activity. The coding region runs from base 49 to 1254 and encodes 401 amino acids. The record is from RefSeq and is a predicted model, not a curated record. NCBI's taxonomy places the organism in Eukaryota, Metazoa, Arthropoda, Arachnida, Ixodida, Ixodidae. Gene Ontology annotation, cellular component: membrane; synapse; neuron projection. Gene Ontology annotation, biological process: signal transduction; nervous system process; chloride transmembrane transport. The transcript has 8 exons.